Messenger RNA from Chelonus insularis, 10999 nucleotides. RefSeq names its product bruchpilot (gene brp). The record is from RefSeq and is a predicted model, not a curated record. The transcript is spliced from 23 exons. Gene Ontology annotation, cellular component: cytoskeleton of presynaptic active zone. Gene Ontology annotation, biological process: neuromuscular synaptic transmission; maintenance of presynaptic active zone structure; regulation of synaptic plasticity. NCBI's taxonomy places the organism in Eukaryota, Metazoa, Arthropoda, Insecta, Hymenoptera, Braconidae. Gene Ontology annotation, molecular function: structural constituent of presynaptic active zone. The coding region runs from base 1328 to 8470 and encodes 2380 amino acids.
GAUCCGUCGCGGCGUCGAUCGAGCCCUCUUCCACCUUGUCACGUAAAAUCGUGCGGACACCUCGCUGGCUAUAAAGGUCACCCAUUGGCCAAUUAAAAGCCGGUAGAGGCGUCAAGACGUGAAAGCAAGUGAGGGAAAAAGUUGUGGACAAACUACUGAUGAAAAACUACUGGUAUUCACAGUGGAUCAGUGAGCUAGAGAGUUGUGAAAUAAAAAAGUAAGAGGCAGAAAGGGUAGAAGAGUGGUGGAAGAGGUAGAGAGGAUGAGAUCGAUUAGAUAGUUGGUUCACUCGUGAGAGACUUGGAGGAUUUGCGACAGGCUUGUGAGUGAUGAGUUAAUGUGUGAUGAUUUCCUUAGGGCUGAAGGACGAUUAACGUGAGAAGUGAAGAUACGAAAAGUCAGAAAGCAAAAACGAGGACUUCCGGUUGAUAUACACAUAUUUAUAUCGUGUGUGGGUAAAGAAGAGUAGCUUUUGGGGUGUUCUUAGAAGAGACACGAGGAGGAGACGAGGUCAAAGGGUGUGAUUAUAGGACAAGGGAGACAAAUCCUCUCAUGGUUUUGUCCAUGAAAGACCAAAGAUUGAUUGUUCUGAAUGUGGGAAAUCUUAGGGAAUCGGUGAUAAAAUUAGAAAGUCCUUCCGCGCUGUUGGGUCCAUUUAACGCGAGAAGGACGAUAAGAACGCCGGUUAAGCUUGGGGUAUGAUUCAUUUUUGUGUGAGGGGCAGAAAAAAAAGAGUUAACAAGUGCAAAUGAAUCGUAGCAGGGAUACUAAUUGGUGGAGGACGUGUGGAGUGUCGAGACUCGCUUUUACAUCGGUUGGAUGAACUCCGGACAUUUAUUUGGAUCUUGAAACUGGAGGACAAUUGAAGGUCGAUCGAUACUGGCGAUUCAAAAUUUGGAGAAAUGUUUGAAAAAAUUGAUGCCUUGCAUCGACCACGUGAUAUAAUCGAUACAAAGACUGAGUCCCGUUUUUAGAGCUCUUCACAUCCUCCAAGUUACAAAGCAACAGUAAUACACUCAUCAAUAAUAUAUAUGUGUAUAUAUAUAUUCUAAAUGCUCGAAAGAUCAAAGGGAAUUAAAGCUUUGCAGGUGGUCACAUGCAGGUUACAGAAGGUAGCAAGUGCUGGAGUGCGCGUGAGUGGUCCACGAGGAGUGCGUGAGACCAAUUGAAACCGGAAGACGAACAACUCCUGUGAAGAAGGGAGAAGUGGGUCGCCUCUCCCAACACAGAAAGUGAGGAAGUUGAUUGGUGGAUGAAAGAGUAGGGUGGAUAAAAGUGUUGACGGAAAAAAGAGAGCAAGUAGAGCAUACGUGUAGUUUACCAAGAUAUGUCCAGGGAUCCUUACUCCUCUGGUGGUGUGAUCGGUCCAGGUGGUGGGACAAGAUCCCCACGUAGUGGAAGACGUCUUGGUGAACUUCCUACUGUGGACCGUAGCCCAUCUAGGAGUUAUGCUAGUGGUCGUGGAAGUCCUCUGGGUCGCAAACGCGGCACCAGAAGUGGAAAUAAUUCACCUGAACAUUUAGGAUACUCUAGCAGUUAUCAUCAUCACCAGUUGAGUAGCCCUUUUUAUUCCCGCGACGAAGAUCUAGGCAGCCCCGUCAUGCUUGAAGAACGUGGUAGAAGUAUGUCCACGGGUGCUAGUGGUCAUCACCGUUCUAGAAGUGCUUCCAGACCCGCCAUGUCUAGCUCCGGUGUCUUAUCUGCUAGAUAUACUAGCCUAGAUCGUGCCUCUGCUGGUAUUUUAGACCAUGAUCGUGAAUUUGUACCCAUCCGCGAUCCUAGAGAACGUAGUCGAGAUCGUGGAGGACUUUAUUUAGAUGAUGACCUCUAUGGAUCCCGAUCUGCUAGACAAAGUCCUAAUCCUCACAUGCUAAGGGAUGGUGGAAUGUACAUUGGUGAACUUCAACAUCAGAACAAUGAUCUCCAAAGAGAACUUGGCAAUCUAAAAAAAGAACUUGAGCUCACUAAUCAGAAACUUGGUAGUUCUAUGCACAGUAUCAAGACUUUUUGGAGCCCUGAAUUGAAAAAGGAAAGAGCACUGAGGAAAGAAGAAAGCACUAAAUAUACUCUCAUCAAUGAACAACUUAAAAUACUUAAUUCAGAAAAUCAGAAACAGAGCAUGAUGGUACGACAACUGGAGGAGGAAUUGAGACUGAGGAUGCGGGGGCCAAGUGUGGAGAUGCAGCAGCAGAUGGAAGUUCUAUACAACGAGAAUGAACAUCUCACACGAGAAAUAGCAAUACUCCGGGACACUAUAAAGGAAAGCCCAAGGCUAAAUGGGGUACUGAGGCAAGAUGGGGAGCUCGAACUGAGAAUAGAAACCCAGAAGCAAACGCUACAAGCUCGUGAUGAGAGCAUUAAAAAGCUUCUGGAGAUGCUCCAAAAUAAGGGGAUGGGAAAAGAGGAGGAGAGGAUCAUGUUCCAGCAGAUGCAGUCCAUGGCCCAGAAGCAGCUUACUGAGGAGCUGGACGAAUUGAGGACAGAGGUCCAACGCAGAGAUCAGGAGAUUCUUGCCAUGUCGGCGAAGAUGAAAACCCUCGAGGAACAACAUCAGGACUAUCAGAGGCACAUCGCUGUACUCAAGGAAUCACUCUGCGCCAAGGAAGAACAUUACAAUAUGUUACAAGCUGAUGUCGAAGAAAUGCGACAAAGGCUGGAAGAGAAAAAUCGUUUGAUUGAGAAGAAAACUCAAAGUGUUCUCCAAGCGCAACAAGAAAGAAAUCGAUUUAAUACUGAGUUAACGGAGCUAAAAGAUCACAUGGACAUAAAAGACCGGAAGAUCAAUGUUCUCCAGCGAAAGAUUGAAAAUCUCGAGGACUUGCUGAAAGAAAAAGAUAAUCAAGUGGACAUGGCGCGUGCACGUCUGACCGCGAUGCAGGCUCACCACUGCAGUAGCGAGGGCGCACUGAGCAGCCUCGAAGAAGCUAUUGGGGACAAGGAGAAACAGAUGGCCCAACUAAGGGAGCAAAGAGAUCGUGCUGAACAAGAAAAACAAGAAGAGAGAGAGCUUCAUGAGCGUGAACUCGCUGAGUACAAGAUGAAGAUGCAUGCUCUUGAGUCUGAGGUCGAGAAGCUCGGAGCACGUUUGGAACGAGCACAAGCUGAGAAAGAUCGCUUAGAGGCGAAGCUUGAAAGCUCACAGUCAGAGUUGGGUAAGAGCAAGGCUGAAUUAGACAAGGCUGCUUCUGAAGUCGGUCGUAGUGGUGCUGACUGGGAAGCAGCGAAACAAAGGCUUACUAGACUGGAACUGGAAAAUGAAAGAUUACGUCAUGAUCUUGAAAAAUCACAAAAUACUCCUUCUUAUGGUAGAAGUACGAUUAAUUCAUCUCAGGAAAUGGAUAGGAUUCAAGAACGAGCUGAAAAAGCUGCUACUGAACUUAGAAGAGCUCAAGCUGAACUCAGAGUCACACAAUCAGAUAAUGAACGACUGAAGGCCGAAGCGGCUGCUCUUCAAGAGAAGGUGGAAAAGAGCCAAGGCGAUGUCUAUAGACUAAAAGCUAGAUUGGAGAACGCUCAGGGCGAACAAGAGAGUCUGCGUGAUGAGUAUGAUCGAGCUCAAGCUACGGUUGCCAGAUUACUUUCUGAAAGAGAUAAAGCCGUUAGUGAUCUUGAAAAAGUACAAGAAGAACUUGAAAGAACUCAGGCAACACUUGGAAAAGCUCAAUUACAGCAAGACAGACUCCAAAAUAUGCUUGAUAAGGCUCAGAGUGAGUCUGAUAAGCUUCAGGAGAAAUUGGAGAAAUCUCAGGCUGAAGUCCGUCGAAUGCAAAUGGAGAAGGAAAAACAAAAUUAUGACUUUGAUAAUCUUCAAAGUCAAUUAGAUAAGGCACUAGGACAGUCCGCAAGAAUGCAGAAAGAAAGAGAGUCAAUUCAACUAGAAGUAGAUCGUCUUCAAGACAAAUAUGAAAAGGCUCAGAUAAUUGUACAAAGACUUCAAAAGGAACGUGAUAAUUUACAAGAAGAGGUAUCAAAGCUGCAAAGAGAAAAAGAUAAUACUCUUUCUGAGUUAGAUUUAGUCAAAGAAAGAUGGGAAAAGGCGCACAAUUCUCACCAAAAACUAACUCUUGAACGUGAUGAUGCACUCACAGAGAUUGAAAUAUUAAAAGAAAAACUUGACAAGUCCCAAUUUUCUCUCUCAAAGGCAUUAGAAGACCGUGAAAAUACUAGUAAAGAAUUUGAAAAACUUAUGGCCAAGUUUGACAGAGCUCAAAGUGAAGUUUAUCGUCUUCAAAAUAAAAUAGAAGUGAUGGAGGCAGAAAAAGACCGAUUAGAACUUGAAUCAGAAAAGAAUGCACAUUUAGCAUCCAAGAGCCGUGAAGAAGCGCGUAAAGCGCAAGAAGAAUUAGCACGAGUUCAAGAAAUGUAUGAUCGUGCAGCACUUCAGUUAGGUAGAACAAAGGAAAGUGAAGAAAAAUCAAAGGAAGAUUUAGACCGUCUUACAGUAGACCUUGAAAUGUUGAGAGAAAGGUACGAGAAAUCACAGAUUGAGUUACGUCGUCUACAGAAUGAGAGAGAAAAGUUGGUAGCUGACAAUGAAAGGAUUAGUUUUGAAUUAGAGCGUGCGCACUCGCAGUUGAGCAAAGCACAAGCAGCAACGGAAAAGUCACAAGAAGAAUUACAACGAAUGCAAAUGGAAAUUGAGAAAAUGUAUGAAAAACAUGAUAGACAACAAGUAGAAGUGAGGAAAGCACAAGCCGAAGCUGAACGACUGCGUAGUGAAGCAGAAAGUGCACGAGAAGAAUGUGAAAGAUACGCUGCAAGAUUUGGAAAGUAUCAAGAAAACCAGGAACGACAAAAAGAAGAACACGAGAGGGCUAAAUUAGACGUAGAGAGACUACGGGAUCGACUGGACAAGGCACUUGCGGAGCUGGAGAGAGCGAGGAAAGCAGAGCAGGAUGCCUCAAGGCUGCGAGCCGAUUUGGAACGUGCGGAGGGUGUGCGAGGUAAAUACCAGUUCGAGCAGGAAAAAUGGCAAAGUGAGGGUAGUAGGCUCCAACAAGAACUGGAAAAAGUGAGGGAGAGGCUGGAGAUGCGUGAAUCUGAAUUAAAACGGACACAAACCUCUUGCUCCGAGCUCGAGGCAAAACUUCAUGAGACUCAACUGCAAUUGGAACGGGCGCGUGAAGAAGCUGGCAAGGCUAAUGCAAAUCAAGACAAAUCUAGGUCUGAAAUUGAAAGAGCACGAAUUGAAGCUGAAAAAAUUCGAGACCGGCAUGACAAACUUAAAGCCAAAGCCGAUGCACUCGAGGCUGAUAAUGAGAAACUCAGGGUUGAAAUAGUAAGAUUAGAAAGAUUAAUGCAGACUGAAGGUAAAACAAGGUCCGAGAGUGCUAGCAUUGAAGUGGAAAGACUUCGUGCAAGUUUGGACAAAGCAAUUACAGCAAGAGAUCAAGUCGAACUUGAAGCUGGUAGGUUAGCUAAAGAAUUAGAAAAAUCACAAAUGAUAUUAGCAAAACAUCAAGAAGCUGCCGAGACCGCCAAAAAGGAGUACGAAAGAGUUAUGAAUGAGUUGGCUGCUGUAAGAGAGGAACGAGAUACCUUGAGACAAGAAUUUAGACGACUUCAACAACAGCAGCAAGUCAUUGGUAAUGAAGAGUUGGCUAAACUUCAACAUGACCUUCAAUUAACGCUUCGUGAACGUGACAAGAUGGCAGCAAUACUAGAGAAUCGAGAGAAACAUUCAGAAAAGAUUGAAAAAUUAAGAGAAAAAUUAGAGGCUGAGAAUAAGCAGCUUCAAGUUGAAAGAGAUCAACUUGUAAUUCAAUUAGAGAAAUCUCAAGAUAUGUUGAUGAACUUCCAACAAGAAUUAAAUACAAGUGAAGCAGAGCUUGAGAAGCAACGAGAAGAAGUUCGACGUCUUCAACAAGCUCAACAACAACAGGCUCCAGAUCGUGGAACGAAAGAAACACUUGAGGCACAGAUGCGAGAAGUCCACCGACUUACUCAGCAAGUUCAAACACUCACUCAAGCACAAAAUAAAGAACGUCUACGAGCAGAACAAGCUGAAAAACGAGUUCAGGAGCUUCAGAAACAACUUGCAACUGCUGGAACUGCAACGAACGAAGCACAAAUGGAACAAUGGAGAAAACUUGUCGAAACAGAAAAACAACGAGCUGAUACAGCUGAGAAAAACGCUAAUGAACUUCAAAAGAGAGUUCAGACAUCCGAGCGUCAACUUCAUGCGCAACAACAACAGAUUCAGCAGAUGCAGAUCCACAUUCAACAACAACAGCAACAUCAGAAUGGCGCUGGAGUCACCGAUGCUAAAUUACGCAAGGAUUUGGAACGAGCACAAGAGGAAAUCAAGCAGACGACCGUUGAGCGUGAACGUUUGCAGGCUCAACUUGAGAUGCUGGUUCAAGAGCUCGAGAAAAAUCAGGUGGAUCUUCACGAAGCGAACAAGAAACUCCAAGCUGGCGGAGCCAGACCUGGCGUCGAUACUAAUGCAGAAAGGAAACAAUUGGACGAUAAUCGGCGUCAGUUGGAGGAGCAGAGGAAGCAAAUAGAAGAACGUGCGAAAGCAGCUGAAAGUAGAAUGAGAGCAGCUGAAGAGAAGGAGAGGAAUCUACAAAAUCUCGACCAAGAAUUAAAGAAGCGAAAAGCAAAGAUGGACCAAUUGGAACAACAACUUCAAAAAAGCGGUGGGUCACCGGACAAAAGACUGGCAGAAAUGCAAAAAGCACUGGACGCUGCGGAAAAAGAAUUGGAAAGAGCCAAAGAAGAAGCUGGAAGAAGUUCUUCAGAAACAGAAAGAUUACUCCAACUCGUGCAAAUGACACAAGAAGAGCAAAAUUCUAAAGAGAAAAAAAUACGAGAACUUCAAGAUGCCCUCAAAGCCGCACAAGCCAAGUUGAAAGCCACAGCUGCACAGCAACAAGAGAAUGAGCAUAACUCAUGUGAUGGAAAAAUAUCUAAUGGAGUACAUCGAGAAGACAUCGAAACUUUGCGAGAGGAAUUAAGUAUGAAAGAUUCAAAAAUAUAUGAAUUAGAAAUAGAAAUACAAUCCAUGGAAAAUUUUUUGAGGAAUCAUUCAGAUACAGAAGGAAUACUAGAGCUGCAAAAUAUUAUUCAGAGGAAGACAAAUAAAAUUGAAAAAUUGGAAAAAACUGUGGAGGAGUUUGAAGAUUUUCUUAAACAAAAUCCAGAUAUAAAAGAAUUACGGGAUCUCAAGAGACAAGUUACUACAGGAAAUCGUCGGAUUCGUGAACUGGAGAACUGGAUUGAAAGAAAUGGUGAUGUUAGAAUUGAAAAGACUAGAAUCAUUGAAUUGGAAGAAAUGGUGACACAUCUUGAAGAAUAUGUUAAGAGUCAUGAUGUUGAUGCCCUCAAACAAAAGCUUCAAGACCGAGAAGAGAGAAUUGAUCAAUUACUAAAAGAAAUAAUGAAAAAAGAAUCUCUAAGAGUUAAUGAACAUUCAAAAAAAUCAUUAGUCGAUUACAAUAACGAAGAAAAACAUGAUGAAAAUGGAGAACAAAGUAAAAUCGAAUCAAUGGAGGCUUUAAUUGCGGAAAAAGAAAUGAAAAUGAAAGAAAUGGAGCACGCAAUGUCUGAAAAAGACAACAGGAUUCAAAGAUAUGAAGAGGAAACAGUGGAAUUGAAAGAUGAAAUAGAGAAAAUGAUGAGAGAAAUGAAAAAAAUGGAAAAAGAAAUAAGUGAAUAUGAAGCUGAAGAUAUUGGUGUAUUGAAAGAAGAGAUUAAAGUGAGAGAUGAGAGAAUUCAACAGCUGGAAGAUGAAAUUGACUCUCUGGAACGUGCAUUUGGCGAUAGGCUGGAUUUAGAAGAAAUAGAAGAAUUGUUGAAUGUUAUUAAAGACAAAGAAGAACAUGAGAAACAGCUUAAAAAGGAUCUUCAGAGUGAGAAGAAGAAAAAUGAAGAAUUAAAAGAAGCUUUAAAGGGCAGUAUUGCUAUUACUAAUGAAGAAAGCAAGAAGCUUAAAACAGCUGAAAAGGCGAAAAAAACUGCUAUUGACAAGGUAAUCAAACUGGAGAGAAGAAUCGCAUCAAUGCAAUCUAACAAUGCACUUAAAUGUCACACAUGUCGACCUUUAUUAUCUAGACUGUCGAGGUGUGAGGAAAAAUUGAAGCGGUUGAACAAUAAAAGAACAAUACAGAUCAAAGACCUUCACCAGUUAAAAUGUGAAGCUCUUAAAGCUGCAAUAUCAGAGAAAGAUGCUCAUCUAGCUUUAUUGGAGCUUUCUUCUAUAAAAUCAACAAUACAAGUCGAUCAAAUGAAGAGGCUUAAAGCUGAGAAAGAGCAAUUGCUCGAGAAAUUGAAAGAAGAGGAUAGAAAAUGCAUGGAACUCUCAGAAGAAGAAUCUACCAGCUCUGAAGAUUCAACGUCAGUAGCAAAAAUAAUGGAGCCUUCAUUAGCAGAAAAUGAAGAUGAUUCAUUUGAAUCUGAUGAAACUAGAGUUUGUCAUGAAACUAAUGGCUAUACGAGUGAUUAUAAAAUGUCAAUUCAACAAAGGUGAUAGAAAAUUUAUGAAUACUUAAAAAUAAAGCUCUAGUGUUGUUAAAGUAAGUUUAAUAAAAGGAGAUAAUGAAUAUUAAUUGAAGAUCAAAAUAAAAGAAUACAUCGAGAAAAAAAGAAAUUUGCUCUCUCAUUAAUUAUUGAUGAAUCAAAUAGUUAAUUCCGUUAUGUCAAUUAUUCUUCAACAAUUAUAUUAUUUAUAGAGGCUAGCAAUAUCAACAUCAAUAGUAAUAAUUUUAAUUUGAUAUUUUACUGUCAAUUGUUAUGAAAAUUACGAUAAAAGUGUGAUAUUCGUCCAGUUAAUUAAUAUUAAGUAUUGAUAGUUAUUUUGUAAUCAGCUGCGACCAGCAUAAAGAAUCAAUCAACUUGUUUGUUACCUCUUCUUCUUCAUAUAAUUAGAGUUAACUGAAUCAUGAGUAUAUAAUAUCUAUUAUUUUAUGGAAUAGCUGAACAGAUUUCUUAUUAUUAAAUGAAGUAUAAUAAAUUAUACGUAAAAAAUUAUAAUAACUAGAAAAAAUAGAGAAGCUAAUUUAUUAUGUUUGGAUUUCUUAUCAUGGGUCCAAAUAUUGUCGUUUCUGUAUAAAAAGUGCAAUGUAAUAGAAUUAAAAUAAUGCUAGAAUAUGAUGAUGAUUUAAACCAAAGGUUAAAAAUGAUUGCAAGUAAAAUAAUGUGGAAGGUAAAUUGAAUUAUAAGCAAUACUUAUAUAUAAAUAAAAUGCGUACAUUUGAAUAAAUAAAAAAUUAUUAAGUGCAAUAUCAAUAAUAUUCUGAUUCUAUAAAUAUUUAGACAAAAUUAACGGAUAAAGGUGCUGAAUUGUUUUUCAUGUUGACAAUAAUGACCGCAGCAAAAGCAUAUAAUUAUCGCUGACGAAAGGAUUAAUUGUGGAUCGAGUUAAGAAUAAAUAAAGCCAGAAGGAAUUAUCAUUUAAAAUUACAAAGAAUGAAAAUAGACCGAGAGAAAUGAGUAAUCAUCCAAAAAAUUUUGGAAUUGCUGGAUUAUCAUGAAUUUAGAUAUUUAGCUGAUGGUUAAAAGGUCCAUGAGGAGAUGAUGAUAUGAAGAGAUAUAUUUAAGAAAUUAUCAACUAAUAAUAAAUUAUUAACUAGACUUCAUGUAAAGUGUACAACUCGUGCAGAAAUCAUUACUAGAGGCACUAACAAUUCGUUUUGUAUAUAAAUACAUUAAAAAUAUACAUAAAUAUAAAUAUAUAAAUAUUAUAUAUUGUAUACCAUAUUAUACAUAUUAUAUAUACAUUUAUUGGAACUUGUCAUAUUUAAUAUCAUUGUGCGUUUAGAAAAUUUAAAAAAUUAUAAAAAUAAAAGACAAGGAGCUAUUUACCCACGGCACUAAUAACCAUUGUAAAUAUUGCCUUCAGUAUAACACAAAAUUACACUUGAAAAAGUUUUUUUCUAUUUUACUCACCAAUUGUAUUAAAUUUUUUCUUGACAAUUUUUUAUUACGUCUUUCUAUACCACUUUGUAACUUGAAUCUUUGAAACAAAUAUCAUUUAAUUAAAAUGAAGAAUACAACUAAAACAUAACAUGAAAUCUAUCACAAAAGAAAGUGUUGUUUUCUUUUACUAUUAGACACAUAUAUAAAAAAAAAAAAAAAUGAUUAAACAAUGUAUUGUCGAACGGUGUAAAUGAAAAUUUGGCUUACCUAUUUAUUAAAAUAGUUACAUCAAUUAUCUAAAAUUUCCGUCAAUCAAUCAAUUUACUGAAUCCAUUGAUUAUCUCAUACAAUUUGAAAAAUAUUACUGAUCUCAACGUUAAUCUUUGAUCCUAAAAUCCUUUAUAGUUACAAAAAAUAUACAAUAAUAGCUUACAGACGAAUGUGUUAGUACUAAAAAUGCCCAAAAAAGAAAUAAAUAAGGAAAAUAUUGCAAAGAAGAUAAAUAAAGAUGAUAACGUAAAGAUAUUUUAAAAGUAGGUAAAUGUCUUGUAAAAAAAGUAUUAUGAAAAAUGCAUUUAAAAAUUUUAGCUAAAACAUAAGAAGGGGUAGAGAAAUUUAGAGCGACAACAGGGUUGUCUGCGGUGCGAUUAAUUAAAUUAAAUUAACGUGCCACUGUCAUAUCAAGCCUAUAUCAUUGUGUUACAUGAUAAGUAAUCAGAAAAAAUAUUAAUCGUUAAUUGAGUGUAUUGUUAAUCAUGAAUGAUUGUUCCCAAACGCUGUAUUAUCCUCGAACCAAAGAGGAAAUGAUAAUGUAUCCAAUUGAAUUUCUUGUUGACAUAUAUACAUAUAUAAAUAAUAUUGAAUGAUUACCAUUAAUUAUUAAUUAUUAAUUAUUGUGAAGAGUUUCAGUGCACCAUGUUAUAAAUAGACUCUAUUGAUUCUGAUUAUUCCUAGAAAUAUUCAAACGAAAGAAAAAAAAUCUAUAAAGACAUAAAAUAAAUAAAUUAAUAUUAUUAGCAUUAGCAACAAAUGGAAGAUUGUAGGUAAAAAAUUUAAUAACACACAAUAUACAGAGAUUAGCAAAAAUAUUUUUAUUUUAUUCAACUUUAUAAUCACAUUUUUUCAAUUAAGUCUUUGCUAA